This is a messenger RNA of Paramacrobiotus metropolitanus, 3519 nucleotides long. RefSeq names its product eukaryotic translation initiation factor 5B-like. Gene Ontology annotation, molecular function: translation initiation factor activity; GTP binding; GTPase activity. The coding region runs from base 209 to 3397 and encodes 1062 amino acids. The record is from RefSeq and is a predicted model, not a curated record. NCBI's taxonomy places the organism in Eukaryota, Metazoa, Tardigrada, Eutardigrada, Parachela, Macrobiotidae. The transcript is spliced from 13 exons.
UGAAAAUUUAACACGAAUUUUCGGUAGCCUUGGUAGUUGGAACCACAACUGCAGCUCUUUACUUACGUAUUUCAACGUUAAUCAUUUAACUUGAAGCAAUUUUUGUACAAACCAUAUUUAUCAGUUCAGAACUGCUAUUGACAAUAUUCCCUUCAGAUUUGAUGUCAGUUUUUCAUCUGUCAGUUAGGAAUCUUAAGCCCAAAGAGAAAUGGAUGUGGACCAGAAAAAAGCCAAGAAAAAUCGUAAGGGCAAGAACACCGAGGUGGAAGAUAUUGAUAUGGAGAAGGAGCUGAAAGAACUCGAGGAGAAUGCGCCAGCGCAACCCAAAGCUCCAACUGGGAAAGCUGGUAAGAAGGGAAAACGGAGGGAGGAAAUUGAUGCUAUCGACAUGGAAAAGGAACUGGAAGAUGCUGAUGAACCACUUAAGAGUUCUGACGCGAAAGGUUCCAAAGCUCAAAAGGGGAAGAAACCCGGUAAUGACAACGGCGAAGUGGAUGAAGAAACAGCAAAGCCGCAACCUGAGGAUUCGAAAGCUGCCAAGGGUAAAAAGAAUAAGGGAAAGAACGAUGUUGUCGAUAAUGAAACCGAAGAAUACGAACAAGACGAAGAAAAAUCGCAACCCGAGCUCAAGACAUCAAAAGGCAAAAAGGGGAAAGGGAAGAAGGAGCUUGAAGAUAUUGAUAUGGAAAAAGAACUUCAGGAGUUAGAGGAGUCUGCUAAAGUAACGGAUUCGAAAGCUUCAAAGGGCAAGAAAAAAGCAGGGAAAAAAGAUUUAGGUGAUUUUGAUAUGGAAAAAGAACUGCAGGAAUUGGAAGAAGAAUCUAAAGCAGAAGCGAAAUCUGGCAAGAAAACCAGCGCCAAACAAGCAGGACAGAAGGAGGCUCCUGCUCAUGAAGGAUCCAGCACUAGUGAGAAGUCAGCGGAUAAAAAGUCUGCCAAAUCCAAGGAGUCGGAAAGCAAGACCGGAAGCCAAAAAGCAGCCGACGCUGAUGCGGAGCCCGCGAAAACUGGGGAUAAACCAGGAGCGGCGAAAAAACCGAAUAAACAAGUGGAGCUGAUGAAGGAACGAUUACGAAAAAUCAAGGAAGAGGAAGAGCGAUUGCAGCGCGAGGAGGAUGAACGCAUCCGCAAAGAGGAAGAAGCAGAGCAGAAACGACUGGAGGAGCUGCAAAAGGAGAAGGAGCGCAAGGAAAAGAAGAAGCAGAAAGAAAAAGACCGGAUUCAGCGCCAAAAACAGGAGGGAACAUUUAUGUCCGCUAAGGACAAGGCGAAUAAAGCUAGGGCCAUGGCAAUGCUUGAAGCGUUCAAGCAACAAGGGCUCCAGGUUGGGGAGAAGCCGGCGCGUGGAGAAAGGAAGCCUGGCGAUAAAAGUGAACAGCGGCAACUAUCUGAAGAACAGAAAGAAGACAUGCCGCCGCAGACUGCCGCUGAAAUAGCUGAAGCUGCUGGACAGGGCGACGAAGCUGAAUCGGAUGACACCGUGGAAGACUGGGAUCAGAUAUCUGACACCGAAGAAGCUGCGGAAGGAACCGAAAAAGCCGCAGCGAAGGAGAGUUUGUCUGCGCCGAUGGAGAUGACCUCGGCUAAGGAAACCGGACCGAUACAGAAAUUGGGGAAUCUUCGAUCGGCUGUUGUUUGCGUUCUAGGGCAUGUCGACACAGGGAAAACCAAGAUUUUGGAUAAAAUCAGGCGAACAAAUGUGCAGGACAACGAAGCCGGUGGAAUUACGCAGCAGAUUGGUGCAACCAUGGUCCCAGCUGAUGCUAUUCUGAAUCAAAGUUCCAUGGUGCGUGGAUUCGGGGCUGAUAACCUCCACUUACCGGGACUAUUGAUCAUUGAUACUCCCGGUCACGAAUCUUUCAGCAAUCUGCGCUCCCGUGGGUCAUCGUUGUGUGAUAUCGCCAUCUUGGUUGUGGAUAUCAUGCACGGCUUGGAACCUCAGACAAUUGAAUCCCUGAAGCUGUUAACAGGUCGAAAGGCACCAUUUGUCGUGGCCCUGAAUAAAAUUGAUCGACUUUUUGGUUGGAAGAGUUUACCCAAAAUGGAUAUUCGCGACGCCAUCGCUGCUCAAGCCAAGAAUGUGCAACAUGAGUUUAAUGAACGGGCUAGGAAGAUUAUUGGAGAAUUUUCUGCCAAUGGUGAAAAUGCCGCACUGUUCUGGGAAAACGACAAUCUGGACGAAUAUUAUUCAAUGGUACCUACCAGCGCACAUUCUGGCGAUGGAAUGGGUAACCUGAUGGCGUACAUCGUGGAAUUUUGUCAAAAUAGAUUGAACAAGCGCUUGACAUUUUCAAAUGAUUUGCAAUGCACUGUGCUGGAGGUGAAAGAAUUGACCGGUUUGGGCACGACGGUGGAUGUGAUAUUGACCAAUGGCUCGUUGUCGGAUAGUGAUACGAUCGUACUAGCGGGAUUUGAAGGUCCCGUAGUUACCCAAGUGAGGGCUUUGUUGAUGCCGCAGCCUCUUCGAGAACUCAGAGUGAAGAAUCCCUACGAGAAGCACAAAGUUGUUCAUGGAGCGCAGGGUGUCAAGAUCUUGGCAAAAGAUUUGGAGACAUGUUUGGCUGGGCUGCCGUUAUACGUUGCUAAUACUCCGGAAGACCAGGAGCGCUGCAAGGGGGAAAUAGAGGAUCAGUUACAGUCAGCGUUGAAGUCCAUCCGGCGGGAAGAUCGAGGAGUUUACGUUCAGGCAUCUACUCUUGGGUCUCUUGAGGCUUUGUUGGAGUUUCUAAAAACUUCCAAAAUUCCGGUUUGUGGUAUUAAUAUUGGGCCAGUCCAUAAAAAGGAUGUGCGCAGCGCUUCUGCCAUGUUGGAGCAUGAUCCGCAGUAUGCCGUGAUUCUGGCAUUUGAUGUGAAAAUUGAACGGGAAGCUCAGAUAUUAGCGGAUGAACUCGGAAUACGAAUAUUUGCUGCGGAUAUUAUUUAUCAUUUAUUUGAUCGUUUUACGCAGUACCAGGACGAAUUGAAGCAGAAACGACGAGACGAAAACAAGCAUCUUGCCAUAUUCCCCUGCAAAUUAAAAAUUUUGCCCCAAUUUGUCUUUAAUACGCGUGAUCCAAUCGUUGUGGGAGUUGUCGUUGACGCUGGUGUCCUUAAAGUGGGCACACCGCUGACAGUUCCGUCGAAGGAGUUCGUCGAUAUUGGCAUCGUCACCAGUAUUGAAGUCAACCACAAACCGAUGGACAUUGCCAAGAAAGGUCAAGAAGUUUGCAUUAAAAUUGACCCCGAACCUGGGGCAACUCCGAAACUGUUAGGGCGCCAUUUCGAAAUAGAAGAUACGAUGGUCAGUAAGAUUUCACGACCAUCAAUAGACGUUUGCAAAGAUUAUUUUAGAGAUGAUUUAACGAAAGCAGAUUGGCAGUUAAUGGUAGAACUGAAGAAGCUGUUACAGAUAAUGUAGAUUUGUGGGGGCUGGUCGAUUUUCUGAAUGUUUUACUUUCGCUUUAAACCAUGGUCUUUUCUUUCCACUGCAGUCAAUUUUUGAUAUCUAACUAGAACUAAUAAAUCUGAAAUUGUAUGUUA